Molecule: messenger RNA, 1157 nt
Organism: Neohortaea acidophila
Lineage: Eukaryota; Fungi; Ascomycota; Dothideomycetes; Mycosphaerellales; Teratosphaeriaceae
Exons: 2
Coding region: 155-1066 (303 amino acids)
Source: RefSeq, a predicted model, not a curated record
CGUCGAUAUGACGCGGAUGCCCAUGCAAUCCCCAACGUCAUCUCUCAACCUUUGCAUCUCUUUUUGCUCAGCAAAACACGACUGCUUGUCCACCAGGACGCACCACCUCGGCCAUCAGAUCACACUGCGCUGAACAAGGCAACGCGUCCGCAGGAUGGAAAGUCCUAUCUCUCGGGAGAUUGAACGGAUUAGACGCUUUAUCUGUCGUAAAGAAAAGGCGUGGCGCAAGCAUGCAUCGAUCGCUCAAACGCACGAAAGCCCAGACGAAAUGCCACCCCUGGUCCCGUUCACUACCUACGAUGACCUCAUCGCCGCCCUUCAGGCCCGUUACGAAGAGAUGUGUGCGCGUGUGGAAGCCCAGCUAGCAGACGGCGCCCCAACGCGAUUGGUUCGACGUCUCCCACAGCGCUCCAUUCCGGAUAUGAUUGGCAGGGCCGUCCAAGAGCCUCGAGGCUGCGAGACAAUCUAUGGCCAGAUCGCCCACGCCACCGAACUGAUCGCCAGAGAAGUCGGAUGUGUGGAAUUGAUGGUGAUCAAAAUGGAGCAAGGCAUUGAUCUGGCAUUCAAGACUUUGCAUGAAGAGCUGACGAGUCUCACGUCCCUCCACGCCUGGGCAUGGAACCAUGCAAGACGAGGAUACGAGUGGGCUGAAAAGCUUGCCGCCGCCGAAGAGGACAUUUUCACUCGUUCCCAAGGUGGAAACCAUGUUGAGCUUGGCGACAUUGCUGCUCUGGAAUGGUUACGAGAUGCUGCCGUCGACGCGGGGGCCCAUAACAAGCGCCUCGACUUCGACGUGGAGACUGCGCUCCUCAACAUGCGAGACCUAGCUCCAUGCAUGGAAUGGAUGAUGCGUGAAGUAGGGAAGAGGGUCGGAAAUCACACGGCUACGCUCGAAAUGCUGUAUGGCUUUAACUUGAGACGCCAGAGUCUCAUUACGGAGUACUUCAAAGCCAGUGAGGAGGACUCGGACACGAGUGGCGAUUCUUCAGAUGAUGGCACGGACGUGGACGAGGAAUCGAGGGAAUCAUCGGACUCGGACGGAGGAAUGAGUAACGAGGAAGAGUGAAAUGGUUGAAGGGAAUCACCCGUCGGGCUGCACAUCCCAACCUGGCUGAUGAUGAUGUCCACGUCACAGAGCACACACAAAAUAUCAAACU